This is a messenger RNA of Phycomyces blakesleeanus NRRL 1555(-), 783 nucleotides long. RefSeq lists its product as hypothetical. The record is from RefSeq and is a predicted model, not a curated record. Lineage: Eukaryota; Fungi; Mucoromycota; Mucoromycetes; Mucorales; Phycomycetaceae. The transcript has 2 exons. Bases 115 to 288 code for a protein of 57 amino acids.
AUUUGGUCCAAACAUGGCUUAAUCGUCUUAUUCGUGCAAUAACAAAGGCACCAUCGCUUUGUUAAAAAAAAACUAUGCCCGGAUUGUGAAGAAAAAUUCAGUAGAUUUUAAGAUAUGAAAAAGCACACAUUCAAUAAACACGACAAGGAUCUCACAUCACAUUCGAAGAAAGACCAUGGCAAAUCAACAGACAGAAUCCCAGUGCGUGUCUACAACACAAGCAACGCUGUCGCAACAUAUUUAACACUGCUUCAGAACUCGAGAAUCAUGUCAACAAUAACCUUGUAAAAAUAACGCUAUCGCUUGAAAACCUAUCUCCUGAAGACAAACGAUGGGUCCUAGAUGGUCGCGAUAUUUCAAGUCAAUUCCACAAAUAUCGUCGAUAUUAUAUUACUGCGUCGCGUACAGCUAAAUUUGCCGCCGAGAGCCGUUUCAAUGAGCUUUUGGCUAUGUCUGGUAUCCUUGUCUUGCAGCGACGGGGGCAAUUAUGAAGAUUUACCAACCGACAUUUUCUCACCCUCCUUAUUGAGAAUAGUGCGCACUGGAAUACUGGUCAAAUACAAGCGCAACACAUUCCAUCCGCACGUUAUAUCAGCAGCUCAAUAGAUUAUUCAGCAGUCUGUGGAUGAAGACAUCACGGAAACACGAUCCGUAAUCGAGCUUCUCCCACUUUGCGAUCCAGUUGUUACUUCCUCGCCACAAGACUACAUUGAACCAACAGAAUAUGGACGUGCAGUUAUCAUGGCAAUAGUAGCCUUACUCUCGUAUCUAUACGACUGUGAC